Molecule: messenger RNA, 4077 nt
Organism: Chrysochloris asiatica (Cape golden mole)
Lineage: Eukaryota; Metazoa; Chordata; Mammalia; Afrosoricida; Chrysochloridae
Gene: INSR
Product: insulin receptor
Exons: 22
Biological process (GO): cell surface receptor protein tyrosine kinase signaling pathway; multicellular organism development; positive regulation of MAPK cascade
Cellular component (GO): axon; insulin receptor complex; membrane
Molecular function (GO): insulin receptor activity; phosphatidylinositol 3-kinase binding; insulin receptor substrate binding
Source: RefSeq, a predicted model, not a curated record
UAUCUCUCCAUGUCCUUAUCUUCGCCUCCAUCUUUGGGUGGCUUGUGUCCUGGCAUGGAUAUUCGUAACAACCUCACCCGGCUGCAUGAGCUUCAGAACUGUUCUAUCAUCGAAGGCCAUCUGCAGAUAUUGCUGAUGUUUAAGACGAGGCCCGAAGACUUCCGCGACCUCAGUUUCCCUAAACUCAUCAUGAUCACAGACUACUUGUUGCUCUUCCGGGUCUACGGGCUGGAAAGCCUCAAGGACCUGUUCCCCAACCUCACGGUCAUCCGCGGCUCGCGCCUCUUCUUCAACUAUGCGCUGGUCAUCUUCGAGAUGGUGCACCUCAAGGAGCUGGGCCUAUACAGCCUGAUGAACAUCACCCGGGGCUCCGUCCGCAUCGAGAGGAACAACGAGCUGUGUUACCUGGCCACCAUCGACUGGUCACGCAUCCUAGAUUCUGUGGAAGAUAAUUACAUCCGUCUGAACAAAAACGACAAUGAGGAGUGUGGAGACAUCUGCCCAGGCACUGUGAAGGGCAAGACCAACUGCCCGGCCACCGUCAUCAACGGGCAGUUUGUCGAGCGGUGCUGGACACACAGCCACUGCCAGAAAGUCUGUCCCACCAUCUGCAAGUCCCACGGCUGCACUGCUGAAGGCAUGUGCUGCCACAGCGAAUGUCUGGGCAACUGCACCGAGCCAGAUGACCCCACCAAGUGCAUAGCCUGCCGCAAUUUCUACCUGGACGGCCGCUGUGUGGAGGCCUGUCCACCUUCGUACUAUCAGUUCCAGGACUGGCGCUGCGUGAACUUCAGCUUCUGCCAGGACCUCCACAACAAAUGCAAGAGCUCCCGAAAGCAGGGAUGCCACCAGUACGUCAUUCACAACAACAAGUGUGUCUCCGAGUGCCCCUCAGGAUACACCAUGAAUUCCACCAACCUCCUGUGCUCUCCAUGCCUGGGUCCCUGCCCCAAGAUUUGCCAAGUCCUGGAGGGCGAGAAGACUAUCGACUCAGUGACAUCCGCCCAGGAACUCCGAGGGUGCACCGUGGUCAACGGGAGUCUGAUUGUCAACAUCCGAGGGGGCAACAACCUGGCAUCUGAGCUAGAGGCCAACCUUGGACUCAUUGAAGAGAUUUCGGGGUAUCUCAAAAUCCGCCGCUCCUACGCUCUGGUUUCCCUUUCCUUCUUCCGAAAGCUUCGUGUCAUUCGAGGAGAGACCCUGGAAGUAGGGAACUACUCCUUCUACGCCUUGGACAACCAGAACCUAAGGCAGCUAUGGGAUUGGAACAAACACAACCUCACCAUCUCUCAGGGGAAACUCUUUUUCCACUAUAACCCCAAACUCUGCUUGUCGGAGAUUCACAAGAUGGAAGAAGUGUCAGGAACCAAGGGGCGUCAGGAGAGAAACGACAUUGCGCUGAAGACCAAUGGGGAUCAGGCAUCCUGUGAAAAUGAAUUACUUAAGUUUUCUUACAUCCGGACAUCUUUUGACAAGAUCUUGCUCAGAUGGGAGCCGUACUGGCCACCCGACUUCCGAGACUUGCUGGGGUUCAUGCUUUUCUACAAGGAGGCCCCCUAUCAGAACGUGACGGAAUUCGACGGGCAGGACGCUUGCGGUUCCAACAGCUGGACGGUGGUGGACAUUGACCCGCCCCAGAGGUCCAACGACCCCAAGAUACAGGCUCACCCCGGGUGGCUGAUGCGGGGUCUCAAGCCCUGGACCCAGUAUGCCAUCUUUGUCAAGACCUUGGUCACGUUUUCCGAUGAGCGGCGGACCUAUGGGGCCAAGAGCGACAUCAUCUAUGUGCAGACAGACGCCACAAAUCCUUCUGUCCCCCUGGAUCCCAUCUCAGUUUCUAAUUCCUCAUCCCAGAUUCUUUUGAAAUGGAAGCCUCCCUCAGACCCCAACGGCAAUAUCACCCACUACCUGGUGUUCUGGGAGAGGCAGGUGGAAGACAAUGAGCUGUUUGAGUUGGAUUAUUGUCUCAAAGGGUUGAAGCUACCCUCCCGGACCUGGUCUCCGCCGUUUGAGUCGGAGGGCACCCAGAAACACAACCAGACCGAGUAUGAGGAGACGACUGGCGAAUGCUGCUCCUGCCCCAAGACAGACUCCCAGAUCCUGAAGGAGCUGGAGGAGUCGUCCUUCCGGAAGACAUUCGAGGACUACCUGCACAAUGUGGUGUUUGUCCCCAGAGAAGCCUCUUCAGCCUCUGGUGCUGAGGACUCUAGGCCAGCGCGAAGACGUCGAGCCCUUGGCAAUGUGACCAUACCCGUGGUUCCGGAAGUUCCCAAAUUCGCCUCCACCAUUGUGCCCACCAGUCCAGCAGAGCCCCGGCCCUUUGAGAAAGUGAUCAGCAGGGAAUCGCUGGUCAUUUCUGGCCUGCGUCACUUCACUGGCUACCGUAUCGAGCUGCAGGCUUGCAACCAGGAAGUCCCAGAGGAGCGGUGUAGCGUGGCGGCCUACGUCAGCGCAAGAACCAUGCCCGAAGGCAAAGCAGAUGACAUUGUUGGCCCAGUAACCCACGAAAUCUUAGAUAACAACAUUGUUCACCUGAUGUGGCAAGAACCAAAGGAACCCAACGGUCUGAUCGUGCUGUAUGAAGUGAGCUAUCGGCGAUACGGCGAUGAGGAGCUGCACCUCUGCGUUUCCCGAAAGCACUUCUCCCUGGAUCGGGGAUGCCGACUUCGAGGGCUGCCCCCAGGCAACUACAGCGUGCGUGUGAGGGCCACCUCCCUGGCAGGCAAUGGCUCCUGGACUGAAGCCACCUACUUCUACGUGACAGACUACUUGGACGUCCCUUCCAAUAUCGCAAAGAUCGUCAUCGGCCCCCUCAUCUUUGUCUUUCUCUUCAGCGUUGUGAUUGGAAGUAUUUAUGUGUUCCUGAGAAAAAGGCAGCCUGAUGGGCCGAUGGGACCACUGUAUGCUUCUUCAAACCCUGAGUACCUCAGUGCCAGCGACGUAUUUCCCUGUUCUGUGUAUGUGCCGGACGAGUGGGAGGUGCCCCGCGAAAAGAUCACCCUCCUACGGGAGCUGGGUCAGGGCUCCUUCGGCAUGGUGUACGAGGGCAACGCCAGGGACGUCAUCAAGGGUGAGGCGGAGACCCGUGUGGCUGUGAAGACUGUCAACGAGUCGGCCAGCCUGCGAGAGCGCAUCGAGUUUCUCAACGAGGCAUCUGUCAUGAAGGGCUUCACCUGCCACCACGUGGUCCGCCUCCUGGGGGUGGUAUCUAAAGGUCAGCCGACACUGGUGGUGAUGGAACUGAUGGCCCAUGGGGACCUGAAGAGCUACCUCCGUUCGCUGCGGCCAGAGGCUGAGAACAACCCCGGCCGUCCUCCCCCUACCCUGCAAGAGAUGAUCCAGAUGGCGGCAGAAAUUGCGGAUGGGAUGGCCUACUUGAAUGCCAAGAAGUUUGUGCACCGGGAUCUCGCAGCUCGAAACUGCAUGGUGGCCCAUGAUUUCACCGUCAAAAUUGGAGACUUUGGAAUGACCAGAGACAUCUAUGAGACUGAUUACUACCGGAAAGGGGGCAAGGGGCUGCUGCCCGUGCGAUGGAUGGCACCGGAAUCACUGAAGGACGGAGUCUUCACCACCUCCUCGGACAUGUGGUCUUUUGGCGUGGUCCUCUGGGAAAUCACCAGCUUGGCAGAGCAGCCUUACCAAGGUCUGUCUAAUGAGCAAGUGUUGAAAUUUGUCAUGGACGGAGGAUACCUGGAUCAACCUGACAAUUGUCCUGAGAGAGUCACUAACUUGAUGCGAAUGUGCUGGCAGUUCAACCCCAAGAUGCGCCCCACCUUCCUAGAGAUUGUCGACCAGCUCAAGGACGAACUACACCCCAGUUUUCCGGAAGUGUCUUUCUUCUACAGUGAUGAGAACAAGGCUCCCGAGAGUGAAGAGCUGGAGAUGGAACUCGAGGACAUGGAGAACGUCCCUCUGGAUCGCUCCUCGUACUCCCAGAGAGAUGAGGCGGGGGGCCGGGAUGGCGGGUCCUCGCUGAGCCUAAAGCGCAACUAUGAAGAACACGUCCCCUACACCCACAUGAACGGAGGCAAGAAGAAUGGGCGGAUUCUGACCCUGCCCCGGUCAAACCCUUCCUAA